Messenger RNA from Maniola jurtina (meadow brown), 3438 nucleotides. Its product is annotated as zinc finger protein 99-like. Lineage: Eukaryota; Metazoa; Arthropoda; Insecta; Lepidoptera; Nymphalidae. Gene Ontology annotation, biological process: regulation of transcription by RNA polymerase II. Gene Ontology annotation, molecular function: RNA polymerase II cis-regulatory region sequence-specific DNA binding; DNA-binding transcription factor activity; zinc ion binding. The record is from RefSeq and is a predicted model, not a curated record. Bases 255 to 2633 code for a protein of 792 amino acids. The transcript is spliced from 15 exons. Gene Ontology annotation, cellular component: nucleus.
UCUUUGUUGUAUGUUGUAUUUUGUGAUAGUUUCUGGGCUUCUGGUUUCUAAUAUUUUUACAGAUUUUUACGAAAAAUUCUAACUGGAUAUCUAUAUUCUAAAUCAAUAAGUAAACUAUUUUGAAACCAUUCGAUAUUAUUAGUAUACAUACACUAUUUUAACUCUUCGGAAAUGCGGAUUUUUUUGAAGUACGAUAGUGCAUUAACCUCCAGCUCCAGGCUCCACUCAAUAUAAAUAACAAAUAAACUUUUAAAAUGAGGUGCUGCCUGUAUUUCUGUAAAAAUUCACACGACAAUCUUAUUUCGACUGCAUCCUCAGGACCGCAGAAUGUUACUUUUCAUCAUUUUCCUACAUCAGAAUAUCUAAGGUCUUCCUGGUUGCUAGCUCUUGGUAUAGAAGAAAGUCAAUUACCAAUUGUUCCACUGGUCUGCUCCGAACAUUUUCAGAGAGAUGAUUUUAUUGUUAAUAAAAAUGGGUUUAUUCAAUUGAGAAGUAAUGCUGUUCCUUCUACAGUUCAGGUGUGCAGAAUAUGCCUGGACACAGCCAGUAAACUCCAUCCUUUAGGCAAGUUUAAUUUGGAGCAAGCUUAUGUUAAUGUGACUGGGAUCUCGACGUACAAUGAGUUGAACUGUGCACUGAAGCUUUGUGCAGAAUGUGCCCAAAGAUUGCUAAACUGCUAUACAUUUAAGGAAAAGAGUUUAAGAGCACAUACUCUGUUGCUGGAAUUAGUUAAACAACAUGAUUUACUAACAACACAAAACAUAAAGUCGAUAAACCGAGAGAGUAAUCUAUUGACAUCAAGUAUAGCCAAGAAAGUAUUCCAGCCAGAUCACUGCGAUCUCAACCUGACGGAUGACAAAGAAGAAAAAUUUUAUGAUGUAUCUGUGGUCAAGGAUGAAGAGGUUGGCAGAACUGAUCAUCACUUUACUUCGAAAACUAGUGAUAGUGCCAGUAAUAGAGAUUUAGAUGUUUCAGAGCCUAAGGUGGAGACUUUGAAUUGCGAAAUCAAGAAUGAUGAUGAAUCCUCAAACUGCAACGACGUUAAAUUCAACAAUGACUUUAAUUAUGUGGGAGUCAUAAAUAAUGACUUUGAUGCUGAAUUUGAUGAUGUAGACUAUUCUAACAGUGAUGUGACCAGCAAACCUGAUAGAUCGAAGGUUGACGAGAAGGGCUUGAGUAAAAAAAGAAUUAAGAAGGGCUCUGUCAAACGGAUAAGUAAGAAAAAAUCUGUAAAAAGGCUUAAAGGUUCAAUAAAAAGGAUAAAAAGUAAGACUAAAGUUAAAUCAAGUAAAGAACGUACAUCAGCAAAAGUUAAAUUAAAAAAUGGUAUACUCAAACUUAAGAAGGAAAGAAAAAAGUCUGUCAAGACAAAAAUCGACACUAAACUGAAACCAGCGACUGACGAAAAAAAGUUAUUUAAGAAAACAGUAUUAACUUAUGAGGAACAAUUGGCUGAUGUACAGCAAAGGAAGGAAACUGCUAAUUAUCUGAAUGCUCGCUACAAAUGUACUAAAUGUUAUAAAGGAUUCUUGGAUGUGGAUGCCUAUAAUGGUCAUAUGGUCAAACAUACCAAUAAAUACGGGCCGUUUGAGUGUGAUAUAUGCGGCCUUCACAGCAAAAGUCGUAACAAUUUAUGUCGACAUAUAGUUGUAAACCACAGUAUUAGAUACAGCUGUACACUCUGUCUGUUUGUUACUAUGCACGUAGGGACAGCGAAAUCUCACGAACGCUGGCACAACGGUAGCAAGUUCAAAUGUCCAGAAUGCGAUCUAGAAUUUGGUAUUCGGUCGUCGUACCUCUCCCACCUGCGCAUAAAGCACCCCUCCGACUUCGCGUGUACAGUUUGCGGGUUUUCCUUCAUCGGGGAGCGCGGCAUCAAACUUCAUAUGAUCAAGAAGCAUCGCUUCGACGUAGAGAAUCCCGAGGGUCCGCUGUGUAAGCCGUGCAACAUUCGCUUCGCGUCCGAGACCGCGUAUACACAGCACGUGAAGGUGUCGCCCAAACACAACAUUGGCGGUAAGCGCGUUCGCAACGACCCGCUAAUCAAUACGAUCUGUUGGCGCAAGCGGCCCUGGAGUGGCAAGUCCAAGAAGGAAGAACCCGACGCCGCGGACGAGCCCGUCGAGUGCGAGCAGUGUGGCAUUCCUCUGAAGGACUAUUGGAUGUACACUCAGCACUUCAAGAAGGCGCACCCCGACAAAAACCGCACCAAGUACCACCGCCCCAAGCUGCUGUGCGAGCUGUGCGGGAAGGUGUUCAACAACGAGGCGCAACUCCGCUACCACAUGCCGGUGCACUCGGAGCACAAACAGUUCAAGUGUGAAGUGUGCAGCAAGAGCUUCGGCUCCAUCCUGAACCUCAAGAGCCACGUCACCAUCCACAGCGAGACCAGGCCGUCGUACGCCUGCGACUUCUGCGGCAAGACCUUCGCCUACCAGUCCAACAAGUACCGACACAUGACGAUACACAAAGGCAUCAAGUUCAGUUGCGAGAUAUGUGACAAAAGCUUCAACACGGCCCCCGAGAGAUCCAUCCAUGUACAGCACGUGCAUAUGAAAGUUCCCUGGCCCAAGCGUAACCGUGGCCCAAGGAACAAGACACGUCUUCUGAUGCCACAGGAAGAUCUCAUGUGAGACCAGUUGUGACCUCACAAUGUAGGAACAACUAUUAUAGUCAAUUAAAUGUGGGCGCGUGUGAACCAUCAGAAGAAUGCAAAGGAAGGUUUCAUGUGGGCCAGAUAUGACCUCAUAAGUCAUAUCACAGAAACAACUUAUGCAGGCGUAAGUGAACUGUAGGAAGAACACAAGUGAACUAAACACAAAGAAAGAUCUCAUGUGAGCCACAUGUGACCGCAUAUCACAAACAAUUCAUGUGGGCAUAAGUGCAGCAACAAAAGAACACAAGUGAACUGAAUGCAUAGAAAGAGAUCUCAUGUCACAGAAGUGCAGCAUAGGAGAACACAAGUGAACUAAACACAAUAGGUUUUAUGUAAUUGUAAGCCAUAUGUGACUGUAUAUCGUUGACAAAUCAUGCAGGCGUAAGUGAACCAUAGGGAGAACACAAGUGAACUAAACACAAUGGAACAGCUCAUGUAACUUGUAACCCACAUGUGACCUCAUAUUGGCGUAAGUGAACCAUAGGAAGAACACAAGUGAAUUAAACACACAAGAUUUCAAGAUCAGAUCUACAAGAUCAACUGUGAAGUAAAAGUGGACACAAAUGAACCAUAGGAAGACCACGAGUGAACUAAACAGGAAAAGCUCAUGUAAAUAUUAUUUAAAGAAAUAAUAUGGUGCACAUGUGGGUCAAGCUCAAUUUAAGUGUCACAAAUAAGUAGAGACGAGUGGAAUAAUAAUUGUGAACUAGAUUUUGAAGGCAAUUGUACGCGAGCUAAGUCGCGAAUUAAAGCUAAGAUAAAUAAAUUAUGUAGCAAAUAAA